AUGAGCGAGCCAUCGAAGAAAUCGAAAGACCCGGUAGACCCCCUGCUGAAGCUGAAGGAAGAGAGAGAGAAAUUAAUUCAGUGGUCCCUCAAGUUAAAGAAUAAUAACUCGUCUUUCCUAACUUCUGAGAAGUUGGAUGCGGAAAGGAAGUACUCAAGUGAUGACUCCCUGGAGGUGGGAGGUGGCGAUGCCCGGGUUCGUAAGAGGGAAGUAACGAGGGGUAGGUGGAGCGCCAAUGCAGGUAGGGAAGCGGAGCAAUUCUCGGAUAGUGCGUCCUCGCACGAGGCUCAUGAUGGCGAAGAUGGUGCAGCUUUCGGAAACGAUGACCUCGGCUAUCAUGAUGCUGACUACCACAGCGCGAAUGGAAAUCACCGAGCGAACAAAGUCAAACUUAGCAUAGGGGGAAGCGUAUAUGACGCAAGCAGUUUCCAUGCUUUGGGGAGGGACAGCGUGUUUGGAGAGGAACACCCAACAAGGGAGAGACAUAAAAAUAUGCUGUCCAACUUGGGAAAAAGUAACAACAAAAGAAGCAGAACAGACACAUAUGGAGACGGAUCAAGUUAUGGACAAGCUAACCAAGAUGAGGAAUGCACAGUUGGACAAAAGUACGAAGAGAAUAACCACCGUGGGGAUAAACAUCGAAAUCACAAAUUUGAAGACCUCACCAGUGACGAAAGUUUGGAAGGUUCCUUUGGACCAAAGUCGUCCCACAUUAAAAUUAGCAAAAGGGUAAAUAAAGAAUACGAUAAUUUCUCACCCCGUGUACAUAUUAAGGAAAAUUUUUUAAAAAUUCCAGUCAGAGAAGAAGCAAAAGGCUCAGGGGUAGCUGCUCCCAAUGAGGUGCAAAAUAAAAAGAGCGAAGGGAACCACGAUAGUGAUAAGACGUUUCCGAAUAUGCACACUGCUAACCCGAAGAGGAGAAUAAAAUUAACGAGGAAGGUAAAAGCAAAGGAAGGAAAAAACAGCUCCAACUAUUUUUUAAAUGCAAGUGAUCUGAAGAUUGGUCCUAAAUUUUUGACUUCCGUGCAAUUUGAGAGGAACCACGCGGGUCACAAUUCGAGUUACAAUGAGGACUACAACGAGGACCUCAAUGCGGACCACACCACAAACAGACAUAACAGAAACCUUUCGCAUUACAAAUCAUCAAAGGAAAGCGUACAGACCUUCUUGCCGGCUGCAUCCCCAAUCCACGCGAGGGACAAUUUCUCCUCCACGACUCUGCAAUCUAAUAGUAAUGAAGACAUACCCAGCGGUGGUAAACCAAAUGGGGCCAAACUAAAAUAUAAGAAAUCCAAUAAACUAGCCACUCUGCUAGAAGAAAAGGUGAAUAUAUUGGAACACAAAAAAGAGUUGCUCAAUGACAAAAUUAAGGACCUACAUGAUAAUACAUACACUCUGAUGGGCGCACAAGAAAGGGAUAACCUAACCAUCCAGCACUACGAAUUAAUUAUAAAAAAUUUGGAGUCCAAAUAUAACAAACUUUUUAACAUGUAUCAGGAGCUGGACGAGCAUCGAAUUUCCUACGUGGAUGCUUAUCGUGAAAAACAGACAAAAAUUGAAAACCUCUGCGCAAUUAUGCAAAUAAAAAGUGAAGAGAGCUUAAAAUUAACAGAAGAAAUGAAACUUUUAAAAAAAAAAAAUGAAGAAAUACAGGGACAAAUUUAUGAGUAUAUAAAAGACAUAGAAGAUAAAGAAGUUGUGUUAAAUAAAAAGAAGGAAGAGUGUGUCAAUCUGAAAAAUGCUCUCGAAAAAGCCAACUCAGAAAAUGCCGACUUAACAUGCAAACUAAACGCGGUAACCACCCAGUUAGACCAAGCGGUCAAUCAAAAUAAAGUGUUGCAAGAAGAAAAUGAUAACAUAAAACAUAAGUACAGAACUAUGAGUAAAAGUGGAGAUACCACCAACAAUUUUUUCAUUCCCAAGAUAGAUAAUUUGGUAGAUAUUAUUAACAAACUGCUGGGAAUUUUUAAGUCCAAUGAGGAAAAUAUUUUAAAUUAUGCUGAUUUUUUUAAGGAAAACGCUUCCACCAUUGAGGAGAAGUUAGCAGACAAUGACAGCAUAUGUGACGAUGUCAUUCGUUUGCUAGACGUCAAUUUGGUCAACUCCUUGGUCGGUACCUUCAAGCAAAGAGAAAAGGAAUACGCUGAACAGAAAGAAAAAAUGGAAAUCAUUUUCGAUGACCAAAUUUUGAAAAUGUACGAAACGAACAUUAACAAUGUUGAAGUUGCCAAUAAAUACAUCGUCGAGUUAAAAAACAAGCUAAUGUCCGUCAUUUCGCAAAGAAAACAUUUGAAGAAAAAGGCUCUACUCCUGUCUACUGCACAGGGGAGAUUAAACGACAGACCAAUAAUUAAGGAGCUCAAAAAAAUGAGCGCCGGCACGCUCCUCCACAAGUGCAAAUAUCACUCCUUCACGCACAAGCCGGUACCCGUUUUCGUCAAAAUCAUGGACGGUCGCUUUAUCACCUGGACCAGGGAUGUUACGGGGAAAGCGGGCUUCAAGCGGAGCAAGCUCAUCGACAUCCAGGACGUUACCUCCAUAGAUUACGGACUAAAGAGCACACCCGUGUACUGGCUAAUCGAAAAGCACAACAAGAGGAGUCUCGAGAAAAACAAAAUAAAACCAAGCGAACUUUACAAUAACGCACAUGGAAUACACCCUUGUAAGUGCUUCACAUUGCGCACCCGAGAAAGGACGUAUGAUUUUUUCUCCGACGACGAAGAAGCGAUCGCCACGUGGGUUGUAGGACUCGGCGUGCUAUGCUACCAGUACAAUAAGUUCGAUAACAUACAGUCGCGAUCAGAAUUUGUUGUAAAGAAGGCUCAGCUCAAAUUGCAGCUGCACUGUAUUGAGCGAAACAUAAAUUACACUACUCUGUGGAAAGAGGCCAUCAAGCGCGCGCAGCAGCAGGUGCCGGAGUGA
Messenger RNA from Plasmodium inui San Antonio 1, 2922 nucleotides. RefSeq lists its product as hypothetical. NCBI's taxonomy places the organism in Eukaryota, Apicomplexa, Aconoidasida, Haemosporida, Plasmodiidae. The transcript is spliced from 2 exons. The record is from RefSeq and is a predicted model, not a curated record. The coding region runs from base 1 to 2922 and encodes 973 amino acids.